AUGGCUCAAUCAUUUCUCAUUCUCUGUUUCAUUCUAACCCAUUUCAUUCUUGGCAUAGCUACUUCUUUAAACGAUCAAGGUCUUGCUCUUCUUUCCUUUAAGCAAUCUUUACAAAACAAGAAUGACUCUGUUUUUACUAAUUGGAACUCUUCAGAUUCAAACCCUUGUUCUUGGCAAGGUAUUACAUGUAAUGAUGAUAUGAGAGUUGUCUCGAUUCGUCUUCCUAAUAAACGUCUUUCUGGUUCUCUUCAUCCUUCCAUUGGAAGUCUUUUGUCACUUCGACAUAUUAACCUUAGAGACAAUGAGUUUCAAGGGAACUUACCUGUUGAACUCUUUGUACCUAAAGGGCUUCAAAGCUUGGUGCUUUCAGGGAAUUCGUUUUCCGGGUUGGUUCCUGAAGUGGUUGGGAGUUUGAAGAGUCUCAUGACUUUGGAUCUUUCUGAGAACUCUUUCAAUGGUUCGAUCCCUUUGUCGCUUAUUCAAUGCAAGAAGCUAAAAACACUCGUUCUUAGCAAGAACAGUUUCACUGGAGAUCUUCCAACCGGGUUUGGUUCUGACUUGCUUCAUCUUCGGACACUGAAUCUUUCUUUCAAUCACUUAACUGGAUCAAUCCCUGAAGAUAUAGGAAGCUUGAAGAAUCUGAAAGGUACUCUUGAUCUUUCUCAUAACUUCUUCUCAGGUAUGAUUCCAACAAGUCUUGGUGAUCUCCCGGAGCUUCUCUAUGUCGAUCUUUCUUACAAUAACCUCAGUGGUCCGAUACCUAAAUCAAACGUUCUUUUGAAUGCUGGUCCAAAUGCUUUCCAAGGGAACUCUUUCCUUUGUGGAUUACCCUUAAAGGUUUCUUGCAUCACAAGAAACACAGGGAUAGUUCCUUCCACACUAUAUACAAGAAGAGUCAACCAUCAUUCCAAACUCUGCGUCAUCCUUACAGCCACUGGAGGUGUACUCGGCGGAAUCUUUUUUAUUGCUUCAUUAUUAAUCUACUGUCUUCGAAAAGCAUCAGCUCGUUCAACCAAAGAUGAGAACAACAACCACACAUAUCAUUCAGAAGAGAAACUGAAGAAGACAAAGACAGAGUUCCUCUGUUUCAAGAAUGGGAAUUCAGAAUCUGAAACGCGCGAUGAGAACAAGACUCAACAAGUUUUCAUACCAAUGGACCCUGAGAUCGAAUUUGACCUCGACCAGCUACUAAAAGCCUCGGCUUUUCUUCUAGGGAAGAGCAGGAUCGGGCUAGUGUACAAGGUUGUACUUGAAAACGGGUUAAUCUUAGCUGUUAGAAGAUUGGAAGAUAAAGGUUGGCUAAGGCUUAAAGAGUUUCUAGCUGAUGUUGAAGCAAUGGCCAAAAUCAAACACCCUAAUGUCUUGAAUCUCAAGGCUUGUUGCUGGUCUCCAGAAGAGAAACUCCUCAUCUAUGAUUACAUACCAAAUGGAAAUCUUGGUUCUGCAAUUCAAGGUAGGGCUGGUAGCGUAUCCUGCAAGCAACUAACUUGGCCGGUUAGGUUAAGAAUAUUGGGAAGAAUCGCUAAAGGAUUGACUUACAUACACGAGUUCAGUCCCAAAAGAUACGUCCAUGGACACAUUACCUCAACAAACAUACUUCUCGGACCAAAUCUUGAACCGAAAGUAUCCGGUUUCGGUCUAGGCCGUAUCGUCGACUCAUCUUCAGGGAUCAAGUCAGAUCAAAUCUCUCCAAUGGAGACAAGCUCACCAAUCGUCUCUAGAGAAUCAUACUACCAAGCUCCUGAAGCAGCUUCAAAGAUGACUAAACCGUCUCAGAAAUGGGACGUGUAUUCAUUCGGUUUAGUUAUACUCGAAUUGGUAACCGGGAAAUCUCCGGUUAAUUCAGAGAUUGAUUUGGUUAUGUGGGUUGAAUCAGCUAGUGAGAGAAAUAAACCGGUUUGGUAUGUUCUUGAUCCGGCUUUGGCUCGGGAUAGAGAUUUGGAAGAUAGUAUGGUUCAAGUGAUCAAGAUCGGUUUAGCUUGUGUACACAAGAAUCCAGACAAAAGACCACUCAUGAGAAAUAUCUACGACAGCUUCGAAAAGCUUGUUUCUUCAAUUUAA
This is a messenger RNA of Capsella rubella, 2061 nucleotides long. RefSeq names its product probable inactive leucine-rich repeat receptor-like protein kinase At1g66830. NCBI's taxonomy places the organism in Eukaryota, Viridiplantae, Streptophyta, Magnoliopsida, Brassicales, Brassicaceae. The record is from RefSeq and is a predicted model, not a curated record. The coding region runs from base 1 to 2061 and encodes 686 amino acids. Gene Ontology annotation, molecular function: ATP binding; protein kinase activity; protein binding. The transcript has 2 exons. Gene Ontology annotation, biological process: protein phosphorylation.